Coffea eugenioides is the source of this 1813-nucleotide messenger RNA. RefSeq lists its product as uncharacterized. The transcript has 7 exons. The record is from RefSeq and is a predicted model, not a curated record. Bases 217 to 1071 code for a protein of 284 amino acids. Lineage: Eukaryota; Viridiplantae; Streptophyta; Magnoliopsida; Gentianales; Rubiaceae.
CCCAUUCCCUAGUUUCCCGCUGGAGAAUAAAAUAGUAGUAAAAGAAAAGAGACGGAGUGAUGGACCCUAUAUCCACGCUGCAGCAUCGCUUUGGCGAAACAGCAGCUCAAUAGUCUCCCUUCACACGCAAUACUAUACUGCUAGGACUAAAAUUUUCUCGUUUCUUUCACGUCUAACAACUCUCUUUCCCAAAUCUCCUGUUAUCUUGGAGAGGAAAUGCAAGUGAUACCCAGAUGGAGAAGUAUAUUGAUUUUGAGGAAUUCAGUGAUUCAGUCAACAGCAAUUGCAUCGACAUCAAGAACCCAGCUGGCUGAUUUUCAUUCUACAACAGUUAGCCUUGAGAGAUGGAACAACAAAUGGCCUUCUGCCGGUAAAAAGACCCCUGAUGUGAGAAGUGGCCAGAAACCAUCUAAGGAUUAUAUAAAAUACAAAAUUCGUCAGAAGCGUGCUGAUACCAAGAAAGCACUGAAAAGUCUACUCUUCAAUAGUGGAGCCUCCAGUUCUGUAUUUGAGGAGACAUUUGCCGAAACAGAUACAACAUGGGAUGUGGAUGAGGAAGAACCUUUGGACAAGAAAGACCAAUCUAAGUCUUCUCAUGCUGCACGUCGUGCUGCUAGAGCUCAUCAUAGGAGAAUGAAGCGUAAGUUAAGAAGAGAGAGAAAGCAUGACGAUGUUGAUGAUCCAGAAAAUAUUUUCCAGGCAUCUUUUGGGAAAAGGUGGUGUAGCUGGUAUUUUUGGAGAGAGCCCUCUUAUCAGAGUUCGACAACUGGAUUUGACUUUAGAGAACAUUCCAACUGGAGUUCUAGAAGACCCAGAGAAUCAGAUAUUGAAAGUGAGGCAGAGUCUGAUACUGAGCCUUGCAUUGACAGCACAAAUUCUGAUAGAAAAGUUCUUGGUUUGCCCCUGAAAGGUCCUCUGCAGAUUCAGGAUGUUAAGAAUGCUUUUCGCUUGUCAGCUCUCAAAUGGCAUCCCGAUAAGCAUCAAGGCCCUUCACAGGUAGCGGCAGAAGAGAAGUUUAAACAGUGUGUAGACGCAUACAAGUCAUUGUGCAGCUCACUCUCAACAGCUUGAGCUUCAAAAUUUUCAGUCCAUUUUCCUCUCAAUUAUUGGGGAUGAUAGGUGGAAGAGAUAGGUGGGUUCUUCCUUGUGUUUAGUUCCGACUGCCCUUUAAAGAAAGCCAAUUAAAUAUAGAAAAUAGGCAAUUACUAUUUUAGUUCACCCACGAUACAAAGCUUCAUGGCUAGCAUUGUAACUUUUGUUUCUCACUAGAGUAAUAAAGAUGGUUGGCCAUUUUUGUGUCAACAAUAUUGUUAGGUGGAGUAAAGGUUGUAUCAUUAAUCUUUUGCUAGAAACCAACCAAUCCAAUCAAAAGUCAAUUGGUGUCAAUCCACAAAAUAUAAAGUGCUUUUCUUCUCCUCUCUAGAGCAACUGCAACUAAUUCAUGGUUGGAUAAGAUAUUGAGGGCUCUUGAUGGAGAAAAAUGACAUAUUGGUUAUGUUUUACAUUGACAAGUUCAUAUGAAUAACUCCCAAAGUAAAUGGUACAGAUUGCCUGAUUAGGUCUUAAACUCUUGAGGGAAUGAGAAAAUGUGGGUAUAAAAUGGACUGGUGAAGCAAAUGUACAGCUCAAGAUGUAUAAUAUCAGCAUGGGAGAAUGUUUUGUCUUCUUCAGUCCAAAAUGUUCAGUGUGACAGCAGCUUGAAAGAGAGUCUACACAUUCUGUCCAAGUUCAACUUUAUUGGUUCAGAACAUGAAUAUGUUGCUUUCUUAAUGUUUAUCAUUUAUUACAACAGCAUACAUUAUACCUUUCCUCA